Messenger RNA from Aplysia californica (California sea hare), 1316 nucleotides. Its product is annotated as axin-1. Lineage: Eukaryota; Metazoa; Mollusca; Gastropoda; Aplysiida; Aplysiidae. Gene Ontology annotation, biological process: negative regulation of canonical Wnt signaling pathway. The record is from RefSeq and is a predicted model, not a curated record.
AAUAGUCGCAGUAGCGCCCCCUAUGUGUCCGAUCAGUGAACCAUAAUGGCGUCAAUGGCGGCACUCUUUCGCUAGGCAGGGUGAUGAGACCAUGAUGCUUCUCCCGGCACGGUGAGGCUCCCAAGGCCUCGUGGGAUAUCGUGCUGCCCUGCCAUGACCACUAAAGUGGUGGACUUCCUCAACGAAUCGGGUGGCAGCAACUUCACGGAGACAGCCCCGCGGCCCCCAGUCUACGGCGAGGAGAACGAGCUUCAGUCCAAUGGGGGCAACUCCACCCGCAGUGGCAGCUCACACAAGAGCCAUGUCUCCAGCAAAUCCCACUCGUCUUCCAAAAGUGGGACCUCCACCAAGGGGGACCACUCGCACUCGCCCGCCAUGACGCCCCGGAAGUCCAACCUGGAAGGCAUCAAGUCGUCGGACACCGUGACCGGCCAAUCACAGUCGAGCCUCUGCGAGUACGAGGAGAAUGAGAUGAGUGCGCCUCUGGGGUUCCACCCGGAAGGCAGCGCCGCCAACUCACCUCCGUACUCGGAGAACGGAACCCCUCCGCAUCUGAAGUGGGCACAGAAUCUGAAAUAUCUCCUUGACGAUUCGGAAGGUGUAGAGCUGUUCAAGGAGUUCAUGGAGCGUGAGCUGGAAGGUGGUUCCGAGGAGCUUCAGUUCUGGUUUGCGUGCCAAGGUUUGAAGCGGAAAAUCGACUCGGAUUCGUUGGAUAACACGGAUAGUACCAUAACGAACAUACAGAAAGCUAUCUACAAGCGGUAUGUGCGAAGUGAUAAAGUGAAAUGCAUAUCAAGGGAUGUGAAGAAGGAUAUAGCGGAUAAAGUGUCUAGCAAAAGCAGUUUAGACCACUGCAUUUUCGAUGCGGCGCAGGAAGAGGUGGAGACGUUCAUGCGGGAUGUGACGUACCCAGCCUUCUUGCGCUCGGAUUAUUACGUGCAAUAUGUUCAGAAUUACGGUGAUAGUCCUAAAUCAAGCCAGUCAAGUGGUUCCAAUAGUGCCCGGCCUGUGUCCCAGUCGGGCCUGCUGCCCGUGGUCCACGAGGACAAAGAGCUGGAGACCAGAGACAUUAGUGGACACAUGCCUUUGCCUGUGAUCAAUAAGGCGCCGUCUUCGGUGAAAAGAACGGAUACGGCUGUGGUGUCUGCCAGACGGACAGAAACGGUCACAGGGUCGAUGCUGUACUGCCCGCGGGCCCCGCCUUCCUACCCGGCGCACGUGUCGUACGCUCCAGUGUCGGCCCAGGACAGUGAGAUACAGAGUCUGUCCAGUGACGCGCUCACGGACGACACCAUAUCGGUGACGGACAGCAGCCU